AUGGCUGCCUAUUACGCCGAUUCGUCCAUCUUGGCACAUACAGCAUCCCUCCAACCCUACGGGCGUUUCAGUGACCCCAACGAACCAAACACAAGUAUGAGUGUAUACGAUCUACCAACAGACUCCGAGGGCGACGUUGAGAUAGACGAACUAGUAUCAGACACGGAAGACGACGAACAGCUGGCGAGCGCGUCUGCGGCCGGGCAAAAAAAAGGAGGAAGAAAGUUGGGAGAGCGGGUACCCGGAACGACCCUACUUCCUGCCUCCAGAGUCGAGAAUAUGAUUCAUGCUGAUGGCGUCACCGGUAACCUUUCCAUGUCCAAGGAAGCCGUGUUCAUGCUAUCAAUCGCAACAGAAGAGUUCAUAAAGCGCAUGGUACAGGCCGGUCACCGGUCGGCGGCAGCCGUGCGGAGAAACACCGUACAUUACACAGACAUGGCAGCGUCAACGGAACAAUACCAGGAAUUCAUGUUCCUGCAAGAUACAAUACCCGAACCCAUAAGCCUUUCAAAGGCGCUAGAAAGACGCGAAGCCAAGCUAAGAGAGGACCUUGCAGCCAAUCCUGCCGUGUCCUCCUGUAUUCAAGGACAGUCGAUAUCGUCAGCCCCUAUCCCUUCCGGUCAGCACGCCAAUGGGAAGGCGAAAAAGAAGAGUCGCGCUCCACAGGAAAAGGAGAAGUCUGCGCGUAGCAGUCCAAGUGCACACCACGGAGGGUAUAACGAAGAAGUGGAAAUGGAGGUAGAUGACCAGGAGGUCAACCACGUUCCUCCCUCAAGAAGUUCAAGUGGCAGAGUCAUAAAGGCAUCCCGAGUAGUGCGAGAAGGCAUGCAGGAAAGUUCGAGCGGGAGUGUAGUCAAUGGCUCCGCUCACCACCAAUUGGAACCAGUAGAAUCUUCGUCUGGAUCGGCUUCACCACCCGGGGCGACGUCGGCUCAACGACCGACAUACGACUAUCAGCAACCGCUCCCCCCCAGUUGGCCUGGCCAGUAUACUGGUCCAGCCAGCGGAUUUCUUCAGGAUCCGUCUCACGCGUGGGCGUACGUCAAGCAAAAUCCGGGCCGCACAAUAUACUCGCAACAAUCGCGGCACGAAAAUUCCACAUACCGUUAG
Pisolithus orientalis is the source of this 1110-nucleotide messenger RNA. RefSeq lists its product as uncharacterized. Gene Ontology annotation, cellular component: CHRAC; nucleus. Lineage: Eukaryota; Fungi; Basidiomycota; Agaricomycetes; Boletales; Pisolithaceae. Gene Ontology annotation, molecular function: protein heterodimerization activity. The record is from RefSeq and is a predicted model, not a curated record. The transcript is spliced from 5 exons. Bases 1 to 1110 code for a protein of 369 amino acids.